Messenger RNA from Maniola jurtina (meadow brown), 1741 nucleotides. RefSeq names its product apyrase-like. The record is from RefSeq and is a predicted model, not a curated record. NCBI's taxonomy places the organism in Eukaryota, Metazoa, Arthropoda, Insecta, Lepidoptera, Nymphalidae. The coding region runs from base 112 to 1728 and encodes 538 amino acids. Gene Ontology annotation, molecular function: 5'-nucleotidase activity. Gene Ontology annotation, biological process: AMP catabolic process. Gene Ontology annotation, cellular component: plasma membrane. The transcript is spliced from 11 exons.
AGUACUUAAUCACACAGUUAGAGCAGACGUAUAAUUUUGUUUCACACUUUAUUACGUUAACAGAAUAAUAUGAUAAUUUUUUAGCGUAAAACAAGCGCUUGUUUAAUUGAAAUGUAUUUAUUGAUUGCGGUAUUUUCUUUGGUGUUUAGUGUUUGUGUGAACGGCGCGGUGUUAAAAAAUGACUUGUUUAGAUUGGAUAUAGUGCAUUACAAUGAUUUUCACGCGAGAUUUGAAGAAACAACCAUAUCUUUUCCAGUAUGCAAAUCCAACGAUACCUUGUGUUUAGGAGGUUUCGCUCGUCUUUACUACGAGAUCAAGACUCUGCUCAAAGAGAAGCCUGGUGCCUUACUCUUGGAUGCUGGAGACACUUUUCAGGGCACCUAUUGGUACACGUUACUGAAAUGGAAUGUCACACAGAAGUUUAUCAAUUUGCUACCCAAUGACGCUCAUACCAUCGGCAAUCAUGAAUUCGAUGAUGGUGUAGCGGGCCUAGCACCUUACCUUGCGGCACUCCAAGCGCCUAUAGUAGUAGCGAAUAUUGACACUAGUUUAGAACCUUCGCUAAAUGGGUUAUAUAAACCACAUAUUAUAUUAGAACGAAAAGGAAGACGAAUAGGAAUCAUUGGACUUACAACAACAGAAACAAGGACGUCAUCAAAUCCUGACCAAGUGAAGUUUUUGGAUCCGAUAGCAACAGUACAAAGAGAGGCACAGAAUUUGACAGAUCAGGGAGUUGAUAUAAUUCUGGUGCUAUCUCACUGCGGGCUUCCAGUUGACAAGGAAAUAGCGAGCUCAGUCGGUGAAAAUAUCGACGUGAUAAUAGGCGGGCACUCCCACAGCCUUCUCUGGAAUGGCGAUUCACCCAGCAAGGAGCACGUUGCUGGACCAUAUCCUGUCCUGGUUAAAUCUGAAGCAAAUCCAGAUCAUGAAGUGUUGAUAGUAACCGCGGCUUGUUUUACAAAGUACCUCGGGAACCUUACCGUGUAUUUCGACCAAAUGGGAAACUUGAAAGAUUUUAGCGGUGAACCCGUAUUUCUUAAUAGAUCUAUUCCUGAAGACCCAGAAAUAAAAGCUAUAUUAAAACCCUUUAGUGAGAAAUUACACACUUUCGUCAAUGAAAAAGUGGGCUUCGCAGAAGAUAACUUACUUGCUAAACCCUGUGGUUCACAGGAAUGUGCUAUCGGUGAUUUUGUAGCUGAUGCCCUUCUAGAUGCCGCAAAGGAAAUGCAUGUCUCAAACUUAACCCACGUUUCAUUCUUGUUGAGGAAUAUGAUGCGCGGAUCAAUCCCUAAAGGAGAUAUAACAAGAGGCGAUGUAAUCAAUGUUUUACCCUUUACUAAUACGGUGGCAACUUUUGCACUUCAAGGAAAAUAUUUGAUAGACGCUUUCAGAAAUUGUAUGGGCAAUUACUGGGUUGCAAAACCAUUUCAAGGACCAUGGAUGCCUCAAGUAGCGGGUUUACGUUUAACAUUAAACUUGGGAGAUACAGUAACAAUAAAAGUAUUAGUUAAAGAAGGAGAAGAAUUCGUAGCAUUAGAUCCAGAUCAGGAAUAUCAAGUUACAACGUUCAAUUUUAUUAUUAAGGGCGGGAAUGGUUUUGAUAUGUUGAAAAACCAUGGAAGAAACCUGACGAUAGUGGGCAAAGAUUCAGAUAUUUUUGAAAGAUAUGUACGCAAAAAAUCACCGAUAGUACCUACAUUGGAUAAUAGACUUACUGUAAUAAAUUAAUUUUUAGUAAUAA